Messenger RNA from Caretta caretta (loggerhead turtle), 3120 nucleotides. RefSeq names its product component of oligomeric golgi complex 5 (gene COG5). The record is from RefSeq and is a predicted model, not a curated record. Gene Ontology annotation, cellular component: COG complex. Lineage: Eukaryota; Metazoa; Chordata; Testudines; Cheloniidae. Gene Ontology annotation, biological process: intra-Golgi vesicle-mediated transport.
CCACGGAGGCGCGGGAUGCUGGCGUUGCCGCUAGCCGGUCGCUUAUGGAUGACGUCAGGGUCUCCGGGAGCUGCCAGCAUGGAAGAGGCGGCGGGAGGCGGCGGCGCCGCUGCUGCUGCUGCCCUGGGACUGGCUCUCGGGGAGCUGCUGGGGGACGAAUGUUACGCUGAUUUUUUAAGAGAAGACUUCGAUGUAAAGACUUAUACUUCUCAAUCUAUUCAUCAAGCUGUGAUAGCUGAACAGUUAGCAAAACUUGCUCAAGGAAUCAGUCAACUGGAUAAAGAGCUACAUUUACAAGUAGUUGCAAGACAUGAGGACUUAUUGGCACAGGCAACUGGGAUUGGAUCUCUGGAAGGUGUCCUCCAAAUGAUGCAGACUAGAAUUGGUGCUCUACAAAGUACUGUUGACAGAAUAAGAGCUAAAAUCAUCGAUCCAUACAACAAAAUAGUGUCUCGCACAGCACAGCUAGCAAAGCUUCAGGCAGCCUGUGACUUGCUGCGGAGAAUAAUACGCAUCUUGUAUCUAAGUAAGAGACUUCAAGGACAGCUGCAAGGAGGAAGCAGAGAAAUAACAAAAGCUGCCCAGAGUCUCAAUGAACUUGAUUAUCUUUCACAAGGAAUAGACCUCUCCGGAAUAGAAGUAAUUGAAAAUGACCUGCUUUUUAUUGCAAGAGCUCGACUUGAGGUUGAAAAUCAGGCUAAACGGUUACUUGAGCAAGGGGUAGAGACUCAGAAUCCUACUCAAGUGGGAACAGCACUUCAGGUUUUCCACAAUCUUGGGACUUUGAAGGAUACCAUUUCUAAUGUAGUGGAUGGAUACUGUGCAUCUCUAGACGAGAAUAUCAAGAGUGCUUUGGAUAUCAAAGUUUUGACACAGCCGCCCCAGACAGUUACAAGAGGUGGCCCUGGCCGAGCUGUUAUGCCAACGCCAGGAAACACUGCAGCCUUCCGAGCAGCCCUCUGGACAAACAUGGAGAAACUCAUGGAUCAGAUCUGUGCAGCCUGUGCACAGGUGCAGCACUUGCAAAAAGUACUGACAAAGAAGAGAGACCCUGUUUCACAUGUCUGUUUCAUUGAGGAAAUAGUUAAGGAAGGCCAGUCAGAUAUUUUGUACACAUUUUGGACUGCAGUAACUCAGACUCUUUCCUCUCAAUUUCAGAUGGCAACAGACUCCUCUGUAUUUUUGAAGCAAGCUUUUGAAGGAGAAUAUCCUAAAUUACUGAGACUUUAUAAUGACUUGUGGAAGCGCCUACAACAAUAUAGUCAAAAUAUUCAAAGAAAUUUUAAUUCAAGUGGAAAUACAGAUCUCUUUGCUGAACUGCAACAGAUGGAAGAAGAUACACAUGACAUUUUCAUGCAAAAGAAACAGGAUUAUGAUUCAGAAAAAGCCUUGAAAGACUCAUUGCAACCUUAUGAAGCUGCUUAUUUGUCAAAGUCAUUAUCUCGACUCUUUGACCCCAUCAACCUUGUAUUUCCCCCUGGGGGUCGGAAUCCUCCUUCCACUGAUGAACUGGACAGCAUCAUUAAAACUAUAGCAAGCGAGUUAAAUGUGGCUGCUGUGGACUCAAACCUCAGUUUAGCUGUUUCAAAAAACGUGGCAAAGACCAUACAACUAUAUGGUGUAAAAUCUGAGCAGCUUCUGUCCACACAAGGAGAUGCCAGCCAAGUGAUUGGACCCCUUACAGAAGGACAGAGAAGGAAUGUGGCUGUAGUGAAUUCACUGUACAGGCUACACCAAUCAGUGCUGAAGGUAGUUUCCAGCCAGAGUUCAUUCCCAGCAGCUGCUGAACAAACUAUAGCUACAGCCUUAAAGACAAUCCAUGAUCUCAUGGGUAGUGCUGUGCAACCCUUACUGAACUCAGUAGGAGACUCAGUGGAGGCCAUUAUCAUCACUAUGCAUCAGGAAGAUUUUUCUGGAUCAUUAUCCAGCUCAGGAAAACCAGACGUCCCUUGUUCUCUGUACAUGAAAGAACUACAGGGCUUCAUAGCAAGAGUCAUGAGCGACUACUUCAGACACUUCGAGUGUUUCGACUUUGUCUUUGACAACACAGAAGCCAUUGCUCAGAGAGCAAUUGAACUUUUUAUUCGCAAUGCCAGUCUACUGAGACCCCUUGGUGAAGGUGGGAAAAUGCGACUUGCUGCUGACUUUGCACAGAUGGAGUUAGCAGUGGCCCCACUCUGCAGGCGAGUGUCUGAUCUAGGAAAGUCUUAUAGGCUGUUGAGGUCAUUCAGACCACUGCUGUUCCAGACUAGUGAGCAUAUUGCCAAUAGUCCAGCUGUGGGAGAUAUUAUUCCAUUCAGCAUUAUUCUUCAGUUCUUAUUUACAAGAUCACCACCUGAAUUAAAAUCACCAUUUCAGAGAGCAGAGUGGUCCAUUGCCCGUUAUUCCCAAUGGCUUGAUGACCAUCCAUCUGAAAAGGACAGACUUGUUCUCAUAAGAGGUGCACUGGAAGCUUAUGUUCAGUCGGUAAGAACUAGAGAAGGAAAGGAGUUCGCACCAGUCUAUCCCAUCAUGGUUCAGCUGCUGAAGAAAGCAAUGUCUACACUUCAGUAACACCAUCCAACCCCCAUGCUACUCAAAUUCUAUAUUGUUAAUUGGGCACUGACAGAUGAAUGCUUAUAGGGUUAAUAUAAAUAAUUAUUUUCAAAAGUGCUAUUAGAAAAAGCCCUGUCUAAUAAAGGUUCUAACAUCUUCUUUUUGUACUCUGUAUUCCUCAACUUUGUCUAAACAGUAGGACAUGUUUUAUUGUAAUGGAAUAAUAUAAUUUCACACAAAAUGAUUCUCAGAGAAUAUUUGCCUAAUAUUUUCUAAUAUCCUUUCUGAAUUUAAAAGUUAAAAAACAAAAAUUAGGACUUUCUCAAAUGUUCUGUAUGCUUCAGAAAAUGAAUUCUAAUACCUACGCAUUUAGCUUCUUUCCUGUAAAUAUGGCACAAAAAAGAGCGUGAUUAAAUAUUAGUGGUAUGCAGAAAGGUAGCUUUUUUUAUAAUGUUAGAAUGAAAGGGUCUAAACUUCAGUAGAGUUAGAUCAGUUUAUGUCUAACAUUCCAUGUAAAAAGCACUAUUUAUCACAAAAAACAUUUUAAUUUACAAAAUAAAGUAGAUUUGAUUCUUUGCACCAUCA